Molecule: messenger RNA, 735 nt
Organism: Cygnus atratus (black swan)
Lineage: Eukaryota; Metazoa; Chordata; Aves; Anseriformes; Anatidae
Gene: RAD1
Product: RAD1 checkpoint DNA exonuclease
Exons: 5
Coding region: 1-735 (244 amino acids)
Biological process (GO): DNA repair; DNA damage checkpoint signaling
Cellular component (GO): checkpoint clamp complex; nucleus
Molecular function (GO): 3'-5' exonuclease activity
Source: RefSeq, a predicted model, not a curated record
AUGGAGGUGUACGGGAUUUUACCUGUGGAGAAAGGGAAUCUUUGGCAAAACCAUGAAAUAGUUGCAGAAGCUGAUGUGAGGCAGGCAGAAAUUUUUCAGGAAUUUUCUGUUCAGGAGGAAUCAGUGACAUUCCGGAUCAAUUUGGCUGUUCUUCUGGACUGCUUGACUAUUUUUGGUGCCAGUUCUACUCCAGGAACACCAACAGCUCUCAAGAUGUGUUAUCGUGGCUAUGGCUAUCCCUUGAUGCUGUUCUUAGAAGAAGGAGGAGUAGUGACAGUGUGCAGAAUUAACACUCAAGAACCUGAGGACUUGUUAGACUUUGAUUUCUGCAGUACCAAUGUUGUCAAUAAAAUUAUCCUGCAGUCAGAGGGACUACGAGAAGCGUUUGCUGAACUAGAUAUGACAAGCGAAGUUCUGCAGAUCACCAUGUCUCCAGAUAAACCAUAUUUCAGGUUAUCCACUUUUGGAAAUGCAGGAAGUGCACAUCUGGACUAUCCCAAGGACUCUGAUUUGGUGGAAGCAUUCCACUGCAACCAAACCCAGACAAACAGGUACAAGAUUUCUUUGAUUAAACCAUCUACAAAGGCACUGGCUUUAUCUUGUAAAGUCUCCAUUCGAACAGAUAAUCGAGGAUUUCUUUCACUGCAGUAUAUGAUUAGGAAUGAAGAUGGACAGAUCUGUUUUGUGGAAUACUACUGUUGCCCUGAUGAAGAUAUUGCUGAAGCAGAGCCGUAG